Molecule: messenger RNA, 213 nt
Organism: Trypanosoma grayi
Lineage: Eukaryota; Euglenozoa; Kinetoplastea; Trypanosomatida; Trypanosomatidae
Exons: 1
Coding region: 1-213 (70 amino acids)
Source: RefSeq, a predicted model, not a curated record
AUGCGCUCGACGGACGACCAGCCGCUCUACCACAUCGCCGCGCCACCGGUGCCGCCGCCGCCGCCACCGAUGCCAACUACUAUCAGCUACACGCUGAGUCAGGAGAUGCCACACCUGAAGUCUAUGGAGCUCGAAGGAAAGAUGCCCUCGCACGUGCCACAGGUGCGUGGGCUUGAUUAUGUUGCGCUUCGCAAGGAGGGAAAGCUCUCGUGA